CUCCUGAUGGAGAUACAUUUAACUACCAUAAGACUCUGGAACCUUCCAUCCUCGGCUUACCGGAAAAAUGUGCUGACUCUUGUAUGUACACCAAACAUGGGGACACAUCAGGAAUUCUUUACUGUUUUGGAGAGGGUCCAAUGACAUAUGAGUGUACUGAUGAAAGCAAUGAUCCGACCAAUACUGCUGAGAGUUCUGAUGUAACAACCACCGGAAAGGCUGAUGGAAUCACUGACAUAAACACUGGUGUCAAAUGUGGUGUAACUAAGGUUGGCACAAGAAUUGUGGGAGGCUUAGAAACACCGGUGAAUAUGUACCCUUAGAUGGUUAUGAUGGCUGAUCCUCAGGGAAUAUACUACGGAUGUGGAGCUACCCUAGUUUCAGCAGAGUGGGUUGUAACAGCUGCUCAUUGUAUUAUUAGAGAUGGACAAGACCAGGCACUCACAGCAGACGAAAUAUCUGUUGUUCUUGGAGAGCAUGAUUUAAUCUCAACUACAGAAACACAGAUCAGGAAGCAGUUUUUUGUUGAGAAGAUUAUUACACAUCCAGGAUAUGUAAACAAUACACAUAAAGAUGACAUUGCUCUUCUCAAGCUCAAAACAAAGGCUGAUCUGAAGAUUUAUACUCCAGCAUGUUUACCACCUUCUGGGACAUCGUUUGUUGGGAAAACUGGAACAGUUUAUGGUUGGGGUAGAACAUCGCUAGGUGGACAGAUCUCUACUAAGCUAUUGGAAGUUAACCAAGAUGUUGUCAGCAUUGCUACUUGUAAAACUGUUUAUCUUAAUAAGAUUCUUGAUGGUAUGCUGUGUGCAGGAGGAGUACUAGGACAGGAUUCUUGUCAAGGAGACAGUGGAGGUCCGUUCACAGUUCCUGAUGCAACCAACAUUCAUUCAUUGGCAGGAGUUGUCAGUUGGGGUUAUGGUUGUGCACUGCCUGAUAUUUAUGGAAUAUAUUCUGAUGUGGCCUACUACAAUGCCUGGCUUAAAGAACAGUUUGCUGCUAAUGGUGGAAUAACACUAACCUAAUCAAAUAUCAAUAAC
This is a messenger RNA of Eurytemora carolleeae, 1040 nucleotides long. RefSeq names its product trypsin-like. Lineage: Eukaryota; Metazoa; Arthropoda; Copepoda; Calanoida; Temoridae. The record is from RefSeq and is a predicted model, not a curated record. The transcript has 2 exons. Gene Ontology annotation, biological process: proteolysis. Gene Ontology annotation, molecular function: serine-type endopeptidase activity.